Pecten maximus is the source of this 8806-nucleotide messenger RNA. RefSeq names its product ATP-binding cassette sub-family D member 2-like. Lineage: Eukaryota; Metazoa; Mollusca; Bivalvia; Pectinida; Pectinidae. The transcript is spliced from 11 exons. The coding region runs from base 78 to 2336 and encodes 752 amino acids. Gene Ontology annotation, biological process: very long-chain fatty acid catabolic process; fatty acid beta-oxidation; peroxisome organization. Gene Ontology annotation, cellular component: peroxisomal membrane. The record is from RefSeq and is a predicted model, not a curated record. Gene Ontology annotation, molecular function: ATP hydrolysis activity; ATP binding; ABC-type transporter activity.
AUAAGAAAUCCAACAUGGAGGAGAGUGUGAUGGAGGUCUGGAUAACACCUUGCGAAUGUAUGAUAUGUGGCGUGUAAAUGACAGGUGAAAGUGUAAAAAUGUCGAAAUUUCUGUAUUUAGCAAACAAAAAAAACAUUACAAGGAAAAAUGUAGCAGCAACUGCAGCUGUAUGUCUAGUUGCAGCGUAUGCAGCUAAAAAAUGUUGUCCGGAGAUGAAAAAAGCUCUUGGUUGGCUUAUUGGAACUGGUGAUGCCGUUGACAAAGACGACAAACUGUCACUUAACAAAAGUUAUCGGGACACACAAGGGAAAGUUAAGAAGUCUACACCCACUGUCAACAAACGAUUUUAUAAGCAGUUAAGACACUUGUUGAAGAUCAUUAUCCCCGGACUUUGGACCAAAGAGUUCGGUAUAUUGACUGUUCACACAUUGACACUGAUAGUGCGAACGUUCCUAUCAAUAUACGUAGCAACGCUAGACGGCCGAAUAGUACAAACGAUAGUCAAAAGAGAUGUUAAAAGUUUUCUCCUCAGACUUACUCAGUGGCUCCUGAUUGCAAUUCCUGCAACAUUUGUCAAUAGUCUUAUACGUUUUCUUGAGUGUAAACUUGGGCUGGUACUCAGAACACGACUUGUAGAACAUGCCUACAAAUUAUACUUCAAAAAUCAAACCUACUACCGAGUUGACAAUUUGGACAGCCGCCUGGCUAAUUCUGACCAAUGUCUCACAGAUGACAUCACAAUGUUUACCCAAUCUCUUGCUCAUCUUUAUUCCCACCUAACAAAGCCCAUACUUGAUAUAGCACUAAUUACAUUCACUUUGUACUCGCAAGCUAGUCACCGUGGUGCAAGCUCCAAGUAUCCAUCCAUGUUGGCUGCUAUUGUCAUAUGUUGUACAGUUCAUAUUUUGAGAAUUGUUUCUCCCAAAUUUGGCAAGUUAGUAGCAGAGGAAGCAAAGCACAAGGGUUAUCUGCGUUAUGUACACUCAAGAGUCAUUGCCAAUGCUGAGGAGAUUGCCUUCUAUGGAGGCCACAAGAUUGAACAAAACUUGUUGCAAACAAGCUUCAGACAUCUAGCAAAACAAAUGGAUGUCAUUUUCAAAACCAAACUUUGGUACAUCAUGUUGGAGCAGUUUUUGAUGAAAUAUGUUUGGAGUGCUAGUGGGCUUGUUAUGGUGGCCAUUCCGAUCAUAUCUGCCACUGGAGGAGGCAUCCGCACUGACGGUAGUCACAUCGAUGAUGACCCAGAUGGGGGAGUCGGAGAGAGAACAAAAGCAUUUACUACUGCAAGAAACCUCCUCAUCAACUCUGCAGAUGCUACUGAAAGGCUAAUCUCAUCAUACAAAGAGAUCACUGAGCUUGCUGGAUACACAUCCCGUGUGUCUGAUAUGAUAGAGGUAUUUGAAGAUGUUGGAGAAGGAAAAUACCAAAAAAAUACUGUCACUAAAAUCGGAAAGGCUGUAGCUCUGGACCAUGUUAGUGGACCUCUGGAAAUCAAAGAUUCUACACCAAAAUCCUGUUACCAUGGUGAAGUUGUUGACACAGAAUCAACUAUUGAUAUUCGGGACCUGCCCAUCAUUACACCAAAUGGAGAUAUUAUUGUAGCCAACCUGAACCUCAAGAUUGAAAAAGGAACACAUUUGUUGAUCACUGGACCAAAUGGGUGUGGCAAAUCAUCUCUGUUUCGUAUACUCAGUGGGUUGUGGCCAGCGUAUGGUGGGAAACUCCUCAAACCACCACCCAGCACAAUGUUUUACAUUCCUCAAAGGCCGUACAUGUCUCUAGGAACAUUCCGUGACCAGGUGAUUUAUCCAGAUACUUUGGAGGACAUGACUGUUAAGGGUUAUACUGAUGCAGACCUGGAGAAAGUUCUAGAUAUCGUCAAUCUGAGACAGAUUGUUGACAGGGAAGGAGGAUGGGACGCUCACAGUGAUUGGAAGGAUGUUUUAUCUGGUGGAGAAAAACAGAGAAUGGGAAUGGCUAGGAUUUUCUACCACAAGCCUCAGUUUGCACUCCUGGAUGAAUGCACCAGCGCUGUGUCCAUUGAUGUUGAGAGUAAGAUAUACCAGACAGUGAAGGAUUCUGGUAUCUCCCUGAUGACUAUCACACACAGGCCAUCACUCUGGAAAUUCCACACUCACCUCCUGCAGUUUGAUGGGGAGGGAGGAUGGAGAAUGGAAGAACUUGACUCAAAUACUCGAUUGACCCUUAAUGAGGAGAAACAGCGUCUAGAGACUCAACUUGCAGGCUUGCCCAAAAUGCACAAGAGACUGAAGGAGCUGUGUGGGAUGCUAGGAGAAGACUCUGUUCUACUCAAAAAGGAAGGAGAGUCAGACUAGUGAUAGGAGGUGCCCUUAAGAAGGAUGGAGAGUCAGACUGCCAUUCUGAAUUAAAAAAUGUAUUAAGUCAUAUCAAAUAUCAAUGCAACGUCAUGGCCAUUUGUCCUGAAUAUGAAUGAGUGUCAGGUGUGUGCUAUGUGCAGAGAGAUGAAAUGUGGUUGGUACACGUUUUUGUGUAUGUGAUAGUAAGUAGGUAGUAUUUUAAUGUAAGUCUUUUCAAACACUUUUAUUAUUACAUAUGUACAUCAGUAUUAUUGUUUUGUGCAAAAGGUAAACAUGUCGUCAGUUUUGUUUAGUCUAUUUAAGAUUGGUGACUGAAAGGUUGUUAUUUAAACGGAAUUCACUCUGUAUUAAUGGAACCUCAGCUGUCCACCUUGGUCUCUCACCAAAAAAAACAGGCAGACUGUUAGAUGGGACAAUUUUGUCCAUAAACUGUUUCUUUGGAAAACCAGAUAGAAGGUGUCUGGAUUUUUGGAUAACAGGAUUAUUAGUGUUUGGAUAGUGAUGUGAUCAGAAUUAUUGAUAGAUAUUGAAUUGACAAGAUUAGUGGGGGCUGCAAAUUGGGACCAGUGGGGUGCCUGCUUGCUUUGCCAACUAGAUUAGUGGUCUCAUGAUAUUUUCAUAUACUUUGAUUACUCAUUUCCUGGCCUCAUACUCAAUAGGAGCAUGUCUCUUGCCACAUACUUCUGUUGGUGUAGGUUGUGGAGAGAAAAAGAGAUCAGUAACAUAUUAACAGUCUUCUGUUUUGGGAUAUAGAUAUUGGUUAGGAUAUCUUCACAUUUUGAGAGUAGAUCUAAGUACAAUCACAAUUAGUCAAUACAUUUGUAUAUUAAUCUGGAACCAGUAAAUUAAGGUUCGCAACUGCUUUUUCAGUUGAUUCAAGUGUUUCUUUGUUGUGCCCUGUCACCAUGGUUGAGUCAAAGAAUUUGGUUUCUACUGUCUAUUAAAGGUUAAAAUACUGCAUAUAAGCCACUAAAAAAACUUGAAAUUUAGGCAGAUGCUUAUUAAGUACUGUAUUACUAUAAAAUAGAUUUUUCUUAAAGUAAGUGUGCAGUUUUUAAUACAGUGGAUCCCACAUACAAUAUCGGAUAUUAUAAUAUCCCACUUAUUAUCAUAUUUUUUUCCAUGUACCAAAUUUUCUCUAUAUAGUUAUGAUAUGGUCCAACAUGAAUCCCGAUGAUUAUUAUGGACAAAUCAUAAUUUACUUGGCUCUGGAUACAAAUUGUGUUCCUUUUCUAUGAACUCUUACUGUUGAUAUAGUACGGUAUGCUAUUAUCAUAAAAGUUAAUUAUUUCAAAUAUAAUUUGAUUUAUUUUAAUGUGCUCAGACACAGUAUUCUCUCUUUGUUAAAAACCAAAUGUCUUUGCCUUUUUUUUUUUCAUUGACCUUGACCUUGAAAUUUGUAGAACAAAAGCUGAGAAAGUGUUUGAAUUUUGAGAAAUCUGUCUGAGUCAUGUUUUCUUUAAAUGUAGUAGAUGUUUAGAAGGUAUUUACAAAAAUACUGUGUAUAAGUCAAAUGUUAAAUUCUAUCUUUUGUCAUUUUAUGAUACAGGAGAUCUACUUUUGAUUCAUAUUUCUCCAAAGAUCCAAUCCCAUUGUCCCAAAAGAAUGAAUGAAAUUUGAUUGUAAAAUUUAAUGCUUGAUCAAAUUCAUACACAUACAUGUACAACAUUUAUCCAAUAAAAUAUGAUGGGUUUUUUAUUGUAAUGUAUUGUUUAUAUGGACUAUUGUUCCAGUGUAAAAUAGAAAAUUGUACAGUAUUUAUUUGAUAGAUUGGAGUCAUGUGUUGAAAUAAGCAAUUAUCUUUAUUUUUGUGUGUUGUAAGUUGUGUAUGAGAACUUUUAUUCUUAGAUUAAAUGUCCCGCUAUAAACUAGCUUUUAAGUCCGAAGCCAUCUUCAAGGCUGGUCUUCAGUAAGAAUGGAAAAUCAAAGAGAGUAUUAUCAAAAGAAAGCUGCACAUAUUUUGGAAUAUGACAUCUGUGUUACAAUUAUUAGAGUGAUUUUAUCUGUUGCCAAUAUACAGAUUUUAUAUUCCCACAAAAUUAAAUGAAACUGACUUUCUUUUUUUUAUUAAGAAAAUGGUUAGAUCAACUUAUCUACGGUUUCUUAAAAUCCAAUUUUUUUCUAAUACUACAUUAAGUAUUUUUCAGAUAUUUUUCUCAAGUGUUCAUAUUUUUUACUCCCUAUUAAUUUUAAACAUACAAUUUUACCAUUUCUUGAGUAUGUCCACUCUUUUCAUAAUUGACUAUGUAAUAACUAUGUACUACAAUGAUGUACUAUGAUCCUAUAUUCAGUAAAUAUUCGUUAGAAAUAAAUGAACAAUCAGCAGCACAUCUACCCAAAUGGUUCUAUAUGUACAUUGCAUUAUUAUUAAAAAGCAAAAGCAGUGUUGUGAAUGUAACAAGUGAAAUACUUUAGCAAUAAGAUUAUUCAAUAAUGGUACAAUGAUUUUGAAUGUUUGUCACUUGAAUGAUUUGGUGCUUGUAUGUGCUGUUUUGGGUUAGCUCUAAACAAACAGAUUAUUCACACAUACAGUGAAUCAAUCAAGUUUAGAUCCCUCUCAUUACUGUACCUCACUCUUGCCGCUUAUAUAUUGUUUUUGUUAAUUUAUGAUUGGUAAUAUUUUGUUUUUGUUGUUGUACGUUUUGUUUCCAGUCUGUUUCUGGUAAACAGUGUGUUUACAUUUUGUUCUGACCAAUAACGACAGUAAGUUUUCUCGGUAGCCACUACGGAGUGUUGGCAAAUGAUAGUGUGCUGUUACCGUACCCUCAUAAUAUUGCCUCAGUGUUUGGUAUGCUGUCUCAGCCUCAUCCACUGAAAGGGCAUAAUAAUGGCUGUAAGAUAGAUAUCAUAAUAUUGGUUUUUGUUUUUGUUUAACGUCCUAUUAACAGCUAGGGUCAUUUAAGGACGUGCCAGGUUUUGGAGGUGGAGGAAAGCCUGAGUACCCGGAGAAAAACCACUGGCCUACGGUCAGUACCUGGCAACUGCGCCACGUAGGUUUCGAACUCGCAACCCAGAGGUGGAGGGCUAGUGAUAAAGUGUCGGUACACCUUAACCACUCGGCCACCGCGGCCCCUUCCUAAUAUUGAAAUGGGGUGUAUAAAAUAUGGUGGGAAACAUAUGUAGUAUGGGAUUUAAUUCGAUAAUUAUGAGGUUUAAAUGUUUUCAGAUAUAUACACGGAAAAAAGACAAUCAGUCAUCAUUUUUAUGUCUAUUUUCAAUAUUUGGAGGUAGCUCUAACAGUAUUAUAGCCCAAUGCGAUAUAUUUGGAAUUGUCACAAAUCAGGAACAAGCUUUUAACAGUUUUUUGGUUUAAUUGUGGUAGAUUUGUAUAUCUUUACCUUGGUAAUGAUUUGUUGACCGAUUGUAAAGGUUAUUUUAUUAUCAAGUUGCAAAAAGGGUAUAUAAUAAUUAUAUUAUUCUUUAGGUUCGUUAUAUAUAUAUUUUACAUACAAUGUUGUCGAAACAGACAUUAAUGUUAUUGAGGGAAUCACACAGAAACUAAUUCGUGGUAUAUUAGCUUACGUCAGGUUGAUGAGUAUGAUCGUGAGUGAACUUUGAUAUAUCACAACCAGUAUAGGAUUAGAAACAGUAUAGGAUUAAGUGUGACACACCUGACAAGGGCAGCACAUCAUAGAUAUCAUAUUUAGAAUCAUUUGGUUUAUUGUUUAGUGUUAAGUAUUUCUAUUAAUUUCUGUAAACUCUUGCACAUCUAUGACCAGGUUAUAAACAAAGUGUAUCCAAUUUAAUUUCUCCGUAGAUUAGCCUAAUCAGAUUAGCCAGAUAAAUUUCUACACAUAUAGUAGCCAGAUUGACUUCUCAGAGUAGCCAAUAAAUUUCCACAAUUUAGACAGAUUAGAGAGUUUUUACUUCUCCUCAGAGUAGCCAGAUAAAUUUCUACAUAUAGUAGCCGAAUUGACUUCUACAUAUAGUAGCCAAAUUGACUUCUCCUCAGAGUUCUACAUAUAGUAGUUUAUAGAUUAUAGUGUAGACAGAUAAACCUGUCAGUUUGAUUACCAUCUCAUACACUUAUCACCUCGGGUACAUGCUUAGCUAGUCAUAUGUCUGAUGAAAAUGAGUGAAGUCACAGAAAUGUCACCUUUAACUCCUGUACUGUCCCGUACCAAUGUCCAUUCAUUUAUCUGGUAUGGGUCUGUUUCUAUUUUCAUAUCUAGGUUCCUAUUGGUUUGGGUACAUUCAUUUUUUAGAUCACAAGAACAACAUGGCUGACAGUUUCGCAAAAAUAUUUCUCUCAGGCCUUAGCUGUGUUGGUAGCCAUGCUUAAUUUUGAUAAAGGUUCUUAUUAACAUUUCUGAAGAAAGUCAUUUGGUCAACCUUGCUUUGAAAGGAAAAUGUCAAACGUGUGAAUAACAUUUGUUUAAAAGAUCACAUUGCAAGUUCACACAAGAUGUAUCUAAUCUUGACUAUCAAAUAGAUAAAGGAACAAAAUGAAACUUAAAUAAACCAAGUUCUUACUUUGGUAGAAACAAAACACCUGUGAUCCUUGUUAUUGUUUAUGUUAUUUAUUCCAAACAUCUGAUUGGUAAUUUGUUGUUGAAUUACCAGUAACUAUUGUGUGUGUUGUUUAAUUUUAUGUGAUGUCUUUGAUAUGCUAAACUGGAUGCACUGUUUCUAUUUGUUUUCCAAGCUUUCCUAUCAUAUUUAGAAUAAUUUUGUUUAUUGUUUCCUAUGCAAACAAGUGUUUCUAUUAAUUUGGACUUAGAAUUUCCAAGUUUAAUUUUAUGUGAUGUCUUUGAUAUGCUAAACUGGAUGCACUGUUUCUAUUUGUUUUCCAAGCUUUCCUAUCAUAUUUAGAAUAAUUUUGUUUAUUGUUUCCUAUGCAAACAAGUGUUUCUAUUAAUUUAGACUUAGAAUUUCCCAACUAAAUCAAGCGUUUGUGCUAGUCUGCUUGACCUACAAUGUAUAAGUCUUAUCUCUGAGAGCGUGAUUCUUAACUUAAUGGUUCCCAUUCCUGCAUGCCUUGCUUUUAGUUAGUAUUGAAAUGAUAAAUGACUGCAUCGUUUGUGAUCAAAUUAAAGAGGAAAUUUAAUACAAAAAAAAUGUUUUAAAAAUGUCUCUGGAUCUACGGUAUUCAUACGAACAAAAUAUAUGUCCAGUUUUCAGGAAAAGGGCUGUCAAGGUGAACAUUGUUUUGUUUUCACUGUCAUGAUCACAGUUAAGGAGAUAUUGACUUUUGUUUUCUACCAACUCAUUAUCAUCAAUUACAAGAUAUCUACCGAUUUUCAACAUGCAAAUGUACAAAACAAAAAAAGUUUCCUGCAUAAUAUAAUAUUUAAGGUAAAAGUUUCUUCUUUACACAUUAUAUACCCUAGUAAUUUAUAUCAAAAACAGACAAUGAGCUUGUGUGGAAAUAUCGUAGAUCUUAUGCAUUUAAUGGUCCAGGAAUACUCAUUAUACUUUUAUAUUGGAUAAAGACCAUGACAUCAAAAGGGCUAUUUCAUACAUAUGUACUUUGAAAUCUAAUUGCCAGAAGGAAGCCUAUCAUUUGAUUUAGUAAAUAAAUAUGAAAUCAUGAAUGGUAUAAAGGAUAUUUUAAAGAGCAUUGCAAAAUAUUGAAUAUUUUGUAUUAUUGUUUUCAAAACAGUGUAAGUUUAUGAAUCAUGAUGUUAAUUAGCUUUAAAAAAAAAACAACAAAAAAACUGUUUUUCUUUUGAAAACUUCUUUGUAAUUUAAACCAGCAAAAGUUUGUCAGCAGUGUUCUGAUGAAUGGAUGCAAUAUAUUAUUGUAUUUAGGAAAGUUUUUGUCAAAUAUCAAAGUCAUCAGUGUCAAAUGUUUAGUAUUUAAACAAACUCGGGGCAAGUCAGAAAAAGUUCAAAGUACUACAUGUACUUACAAAAUCUUCCUUGGGCCCUUACCAUGCCUUGAUUAACUUUAUUGUCUUUGACAGGUAAUUAAGAAACAAUCUAAUAUUAAGAUAAAGAGUAACUACUAGUAUAUGACCUUCUUCCAGUUGGACGUCAAAAUAUAUGCUAUUGCUAACAAGUUUGGCAUGUACUGCUGUAUUGCCUACCUGCUUCAUUAUAUCAAUGGUUACAUUAAAUGCAAACUGAAAAGCUAAAAAAGUUAACCAAAGUUUCAAAUAAUGUACAACAUAAAUAAUGUAUGAAGUGAUUUUUGUUAGACUUUCAACUUGACUGAUUUUCAAGGAUGAAUGUUUUUUUGGUACUGGGGUUUGAGAAAUUACGAUAUUCCAUCAGGCAUCCUCAGGAUUGGGUAUUGUACUCUCUUUUCUUGAAAUUAUAACCCCAGUUAAAUAUCCUUCCAACUUUCUUGACUAUAAAAUGUCAAUUAUUAUUUAAAGAAAUACCGUAAUAAAGACCAUUAUUGUAAUUUACAACUUCUAUUAGAAAUAUUGCACAAACAUUUUCUCUUGUAGAAUAAUUACACAAUGGAACAUUUCCAAUUGUUAUACUGUCUAAUUAAAACUUGAAUAAAUACUCUCUCUCAA